This is a messenger RNA of Lynx canadensis (Canada lynx), 3077 nucleotides long. It is a transcript of the gene KBTBD13, whose product is annotated as kelch repeat and BTB domain containing 13. The record is from RefSeq and is a predicted model, not a curated record. NCBI's taxonomy places the organism in Eukaryota, Metazoa, Chordata, Mammalia, Carnivora, Felidae. Gene Ontology annotation, molecular function: protein binding. The coding region runs from base 1 to 1380 and encodes 459 amino acids. The transcript has a single exon.
AUGCCGCGGGCCCCAGAGGCCCCCCCGGUGCAAGUGUGGGUGGGCGGCCAGCUCUUCCAGGCCGAGCGGGCCCUGCUGGUGGAGCACUGCGGCUUCUUCCGUGGCCUUUUCCGCUCCGGCAUGCGGGAGACGCGCGCGGCCGAAGUGCGCCUGGGCGCGCUGAGCGCUGGCGGCUUCCACACCAUGCUGCAGGUGCUGCGCGGCGAGCGGCCGGCGCUGGCGGCCGCCGACGAGCUGCUGCAGGCCGUGGAGUGCGCCGCCUUCCUGCAGGCGCCCGCGCUGGCGCGCUUUCUGGAGCACAGCCUCACGUCGGACAACUGCGCGCUGCUGUGCGACGCGGCCGCCGUCUUCGGCCUGCACGACGUAUUCCACAGCGCCGCGCUCUUCAUCCGCGACGGCGCGCACGACCUGGCGGCCGAGCUGGCGCUGCCCGAGGCGCGCGCCUACGUAGCGGCGCUGCGGCCCAGCAGCUACGUGGCCGUGAGCACGCACACGCCGGCGCCCGGCUUCCUGGAGGACGCGUCGCGCACGCUGUGCUACCUAGACGAGGAGGAAGACGCGUGGCGCACGCUGGCCGCGCUGCCCCUGGAGGCCAGCACGUUGCUGGCGGGUGUAGCCACGCUGGGCAACAAGCUGUAUAUCGUGGGUGGCGUGAGGGGCGCCAGCAAGGAGGUGGUGGAACUGGGCUUCUGCUAUGACCCGGCCAGCGGCACGUGGCGCGAAUUCCCCAGCCCGCACCAGCCGCGCUACGACACGGCGCUGGCUGGCUUCGAUGGCCGCCUCUACGCCAUAGGCGGCGAGUUCCAGAGGAUGCCCAUGAGCUCUGUGGAGCGCUACGACCCCGCUGCGGGUUGCUGGAGCUUCGUAGCCGACCUGCCGCAGCCGGCUGCCGGCGUGCCCUGCGCCCAGGCGUGUGGCCGCCUCUUCGUGUGUCUAUGGAGGCCGGCUGACACCACGGCCAUAGUGGAGUACACUGUGCGGGCCGACACGUGGCUGCCGGUGGCCGAGCUGCGGCGCCCGCAGAGCUACGGCCACUGCAUGGUGGCCCACCGCGACAGCCUCUAUGUGGUGCGCAAUGGACCUUCCGACGACUUCCUACACUGCGCCAUCGACUGCUUCAACUUGGCCACGGGCCAGUGGACGGCGCUGCCUGGCCAGUUUGUCAACAGCAAGGGAGCUCUCUUCACAGCGGUGGUGCGCGGCGAUACAGUCUAUACGGUCAACCGCAUGUUUACGCUGCUCUAUGCCAUCGAGGGUGGCACCUGGAGGUUGCUCAGGGAGAAGGCCGGUUUCCCAAGGCCCGGCUCCUUGCAGACCUUUCUUCUUAGGCUGCCUCCUGGAGCCCCGGGGCCUGUGGCCUCAACGACACCAGAACUGUGACCCUGGGCUGGUCUUAGGAGGGGAUAUCCCGGAGUCUUCGCUGAGCCAUGGCAGAGUCUAUAAAGCCGGCCUUUGGAGCUGUGUGGAACUUCUGUCUCCCUGGUUGAGAUAUCCAGGUCUUGGGCAUUCUGGUGAUAUGAACAUGUCCAAGAAAUUCAAAGAGUUAGGGCGACGCCAGGGUCUGAGCCCUCAAAUUACUUGGGUUCUGCUGAGAGAUGGUGGGUCACAAUGCCAGUGAGGGGGUAGGAUUUCAGUAAUUCAGGCUUGUAUGUGAAUGGGCCAAUAAUUGAGAAUGGCUAGGAGUGAGUUAGAUGAUGUUAAUCGAACUGCCAGUCAGUAGGCAAAAAUUAGGCACCUACUGUGUGCCCAGCAGUGUUAGGCUUAAUGUAGCUGUAGUUGCCAGAGGGGUCCACAAAGCCCUAGAGUCUAAUCCAAGACAACAAAAGGUUUACACACACUUGUCUUGAUCCACGAGGGCUAAAGGCAACAGGCAAAACAAAAACCUUCACAAUGGAAUAAAACAAAAUAUUGAAGAAAUCCGGGCAAAGGGAAAAUAAGGAGAGGAAAGAUAGGUAACUGCAGGAAGGAGGAUCGUAUACAAAGUGUAUGGAGAAGACAGGCAGGAUAAUUAGCUGCUGCAGGGGAGGCUCAGAAGGUGCAGACAGAGCUCAGAAGAGGAGAUGGGGGAAAGCUGGGGCAGGUGGCAAGAGGCUCUGAGAGCCCAGCCUUUAAGGUGGAACAGCUGUGGAUGGAGGCAUUUGGGGAGGAGGCGAGGCUGGGAUGGCUUGCAGAGACAAUAACUGAGUUAAACCUGGAGUGAGAUGUGGAGGGGUGGUAGGGUUCCCCACACCCCCUUACAGGAUGUGGACUGGCAGGGGAGAGCUCAUUUGCAAGCCCCUUGCCCACUUACUUAUUUACCAUCACCCUUCGGGCAGUGGAUUAUUAACUUCCAUGACUGUAGGUUACUCAAGGUAGGAGCCCAGUCCUGGCCGGGUCUCACUGUCACAUCUCCCUCAGUUGUAUCCCUCCUCCACCUGCUGCAGGUUCAUUCUCCUCUAGCCUCUGCUCCUGCCAUUCUCUGGGCCUGGAAUGCCUUUCCUCUCCACCCCUCACCCUUCUUUUGGCUCUGUUCCCACCUCCUCUGUGCAGGGUUGGCUGUUCCUGACCUUGGCUACCUGCAUUGCUCAUUGGACCCCUGACUGACAUCAUUCUAUGUGUGAAGCCAUGCACGUGUGCAGAUGGCAAGUGCAGAGAUCCUAUUGUGCUGUCAACUGACCUGAGCACUUUCCCACCUACAGAAUCAAAUAAUGAGGUCCUGAAAGAACCUCAGGCUGUAGAGGCUGUACUCCUUAGGAACCUGGUGUUGGAUGAGGACUCUUGUGCCUUCUUUAGAAUAUUCCUACCCUGAUUUCUGGUCAGAUGUCCUCCAGCUUCUCCAUGCCCUUGGGCAGACUUCUCUGGGUGUCCCGAACGGUCUCCAUCCUCUUGGACCUGAGACCGAUAGGAGAUCCUAACCUCAUCACAAGCCUAGAAUGCAGUGUCAGCAUGGAGCCUAGCAUUAGGGCUGCUCUAGCUGCCUUUUUCCCUGACCUAUGUCCCAGGCCCUGGAGAAUGCUGCCCUCAGAAGCCCAGGACCUGCUUGCCCUGGAAUAGCCUAAUCUGAUGAAUCACAACAAUAAAUCCUGAUUUUUGCAUCC